This is a messenger RNA of Tarenaya hassleriana, 674 nucleotides long. RefSeq names its product heavy metal-associated isoprenylated plant protein 20. Gene Ontology annotation, molecular function: metal ion binding. The record is from RefSeq and is a predicted model, not a curated record. The coding region runs from base 162 to 635 and encodes 157 amino acids. NCBI's taxonomy places the organism in Eukaryota, Viridiplantae, Streptophyta, Magnoliopsida, Brassicales, Cleomaceae. The transcript is spliced from 2 exons.
CUUGCAAACAACCCAGAGCUAAGCAAAGACAGCAUACACAAUAAGCACUUACAGAGAGAGAGAGAGAGAGAGAGAGAGAGAGAGAGAGAGAGAGAGAGAGAGAUUAUCCUCAUUGUAUAACACAUAUACACACUGUGUGGAAAAUAAAAAAGGAUUCAGGAAUGGGGUUUGGAGGAACAAUGGAGUAUUUGUCAGAGCUGAUAAAUGGAGGAAGGCAUAAACAUGGCAAGAAGAAGAAGAAGCAGUUUCAGACAGUGGAGCUCAAGGUUCGAAUGGACUGUGACGGCUGUGUCCUCAAAGUCAAGAACGCCCUCUCCUCUUUAAGUGGAGUGAAAACGGUGGAGAUAAACAGGAAGCAGCACAAGGUGACGGUGACGGGUUACGUGGAUGCCAGCAAGGUGUUGAAGAAGGCGAAGGGGACUGGGAAGAAGGCCGAGAUAUGGCCGUACGUCCCGUACAACCUGGUGGCUCGACCGUACGUAGCCGGCGCUUACGACAAGAAGGCGCCUCCGGGCUAUGUCAGAAGAGUUGACCCCCCUGUCUCGACAGGGACAAUGACCAUUCACCACGACGAUGACCCUUCUUAUGUCUCUCUGUUCAGCGAUGAUAACCCUAAUGCAUGCUCUAUUAUGUAACCAUAUAUUUCUAUAUAGGAUUCAGGAAUUACAUACAUA